Messenger RNA from Entrophospora sp. SA101, 2157 nucleotides. The record is from the annotation of a GenBank genome assembly. NCBI's taxonomy places the organism in Eukaryota, Fungi, Glomeromycota, Glomeromycetes, Entrophosporales, Entrophosporaceae.
AUGAAACUAAUAGGAAAACAUAUUGAAAAAGAUCGUUCGGGUUGUGUUACACUUUGUCCUGAGGAAAUGGAAGAUAUGUGGCAUGUUUAUAAUUUAAUUACAGUUGGUGAUAAACUUAAAGCAACAACAUUACGCCGAGUUCAAAGAGAAAAUUCAACUGGUACAGUUGAUUCUCAACGUAUAAGAUUAACUUUGGGAAUAUCAGUAAACAACAUUGAUUUUGAUCCACAAGGAGGAAUUUUAAGAAUCAGAGGUCGAGUAAUAUUAGAAAAUAAACAUGUUAAAAUGGGAUCAUAUCAUACGAUCGAUCUUGAAUUGAAUCGAAAUUUUACUUUAGCAAAACCUGAAUGGGAUGUAAUUUCAUUGGAACGUAUCCAAGAAGCAUGCGAUAUUACGAAGCAAGCUGAUAUUGCUGCAAUAGUUUUGCAAGAAGGAUUGGCAAAUAUAUGUUUGGUAACUCAAAAUAUGACUAUUGUAAGGCAACGCAUUGAACAAUCAAUUCCACGUAAAAGAAAUGGCCACAUAAAAAAUUAUGAAAAAGGCUUAACAAAAUUUUUUGAGCAAGUUAUGCAAGGCAUCGAACGACAUAUAAGUUUUGAUGUGGUAAAAGUUGUUAUAAUAGCUAGUCCGGGAUUUGUCAAGGAUCAACUUUAUGAAUAUGUUUUUGCUGAGGCUGUGAAACAAGAUAAAAGACAAUUAAUUGAAAAUCGAUCAAAAUUUAUACUUGUACAUUGUUCAUCAGGUCAUAAACAUGCGCUUCAAGAAGUAUUACAAGAUUCAGCAAUCCAAGGUCAACUUGCUAACACAAAGUAUGCUCAAGAAGUAACAGCUCUUGACAAGUUUUAUAAAAUGCUUAAUGAAGAUCCUGAUAGAGCUUUCUAUGGAUGGAAACAUGUUAAAAAAGCAGAAGAAAGAGGCGCAAUUGGAACUUUAUUACUUUCUGAUGAACUAUUUAGAGCUGCUAAUAUUCAAACUCGGAGAAAGUAUAUUAGUCUUGUUGGAUCAGUCCGUUCAACAGGUGGUAAAGUACUUAUAUUUUCUAGUUUACAUAUAUCAGGAGAACAUCGUUUAAAGAUAGGCUUGAAAAAUCUUCAGAAAAUAUCGCCACGCAAGAUCAAAUCACCAGCUAACCAACCACGUAGGGCAAGCGUAGCCAUAAUAAUUCGUAUUAGGCCAACAAUAAUUAAUUCUUUUGAAACAUUUUCCAGUGACACCAAUGAUAACGAUAUCAUUGAAUAUGAAGGAAAUGGAAAAGAAGAUUUAUCUGUUGUAAUAGAAGAGUUUUUUAAUUUAACAUGGGUUAGAAGGGGAACACCAGAAAUUAUAUAUAUUAAAAGAAGUUUAAGGGAUGGAGACAGAUGGUCGGGGCAAAUAGCUUUUCCUGGAGGUAAACAAGACCCAGAUGAUUUAGACGAUUUGGAUACAGCAAUAAGAGAGACAUCAGAAGAAAUUGGAAUAGAUCUUGAAAAUGACAAAUCAUUUGCAUAUAUUGGUGCAUUAGAUGAUAGAGAGGUAACAUCAACUUUGGGAGGAAAAUUAUUAAUGACUCUUUCAUGUUUUGUAUUUUUACAAAUAACACAUAUUACACCACCUACAGAAAUUUCAGGAUCAGAGAUAUCAUCUAUUCAUUCUAUACCAUUAUCAAUAUUCUUUGAUCCUAUUUAUACACAAAGAUGGAAUCCAGUAUCAAUAGAUCUUUCCUUAGGAUUAUCUAAAUCAAGACCAAUCAAGUUCAUAUUAUCAUUUUUAUUAGGCAAGGUUCAUUUUAAUUCAAUAAUUUUACCAAAUAACAACAAUGAUGAUAAUAACAACAAUGGUGAAGGAGAGGGUGAUGACAGUUUAAGAUUAUGGGGAUUAACAUUACAGAUGACAAGCGAUUUGAUAGAUUUAAUGUAUAAAGAGGAUGAAAUACCAUCGAGAAGAUUGGAUGCAACAAGACCAAGAUUUGAUUAUUUAGAUUUAAAUAUAUUUGUUUGGUGGCUUUUAAAAUCAAACAGGAAUAAAUAUAAAGAAGAGCAAUCAAAUUUAAUCACUAGAAGAAGAGUAUGGGCAAAUGGAUGGAAUGAUUAUUAUAAGUCAAUACAAAAAUCAAUAAUUGUUAUAAUUCUCACUAGAUCGAUGAUUGGUUUAUGGUUUAUAAGAAAAAAUAUUUAUUGA